This is a messenger RNA of Dermatophagoides pteronyssinus (European house dust mite), 1125 nucleotides long. Its product is annotated as progestin and adipoQ receptor family member 4. Gene Ontology annotation, molecular function: signaling receptor activity. NCBI's taxonomy places the organism in Eukaryota, Metazoa, Arthropoda, Arachnida, Sarcoptiformes, Pyroglyphidae. Gene Ontology annotation, cellular component: membrane. The record is from RefSeq and is a predicted model, not a curated record.
UCCUAACAAAAAUGAAAUAAAAAUAAAAUAUUUUUUAACAAAACAAAAACUUUUUUGUCAACAAUCAAAAAUCAAGUAAAUUUAAUGGCAGUUGUGUUUGAGGUGGUAGUUCGCUUGGUGAUCAAAGACUCGAUGGCCAAUAAUCCAAAUCAUCAAAGUCUUUGUCGUCGUCGUCGUCGUCAAAGUCGAGAACAAAAAUCAAUAAACCAACAACAACAACAUGAACAAAAACAUCGACAACAACAACCGAAAUAUUAUGAAUUUGAUCAGAUGCCUGAAUAUUUACGUUUUAAUCAAUGGAUACAUAGUGGUUAUCGUUCACCACAACUAUCAACAAUCGAAUGUUUAAAAUCAUGUUUUGAAUUACAUAAUGAAACAAUGAAUAUUUGGACACAUUUAUUAUCAAUCCUAUAUAUCCUUUAUAAUUUCCGGACAAUAUUUAUAACAAAAUUUUAUAAUUCCAAAUUAAUAUAUUUUCAUAUAAUUAGUUGCCUGUCAUCAUGGAUUGGUUCAUUAUUAUAUCAUAUAUUUAUGAAUCAUCGAUUAGGUAGGAAAAUUUAUUAUCCUCUUUUGAAAAUAGAUAUGUUCGGUAUUUGGAUUACACAAACAUUUGGUGCAUUAACUACCAUACAAGCAUCAUUGAUUAUGUUUGAUGAAUCAUUUCGAUUGUAUUUUAGUGUGAUUUACCUGGCCAUUAGCAUGGUUGUGCUGUAUGAAUGUUUACAGGCAAAAGAAUCAUGGCAAAGAUCAACAAGUUUUUCAAUACUUUUUCUAAUGCGUUUGAUUUGUUUUAUGAUUCGAUUGCGGACACAUUAUAAUCCUAAUCAAAUGUCAUUAUUAUUGAAAAUUUUCAAAUAUCGUCAUAUAAUUGGACAAGAAAUAUGGCCAAUAAUUGGUGCAAUUAUUGCUAGUACAAAAAUACCUGAAAGAUUUUUCCAUAAUGGUCAAUUUGAUUAUUUUCUAAAUAGCCAUAAUAUAAUGCAUUGUUUAGUUGUUAUGGGUGGUUUACAUAUGCAUUGGUCAUUCACUGAUGAUAUUCAAUUUUUUAUCAAUUAACCACCAGCGAACAACAACAGGCAGCAAAGAUCAAUCGAAAAAAAAAUUCCUUGGUUAAAAAAAACAAAC